AUGGAAACACCGUUAAGGGAAGUGAGACCAAAGGUGACACUUGUGGUACGAAUGGUAGCUUCAGUGGGUAACUACGAUUACAUCAUUGAUUAUGAGUUCCAAACUGAUGGGGUUAUGAGAGCAAAGGUUGGGCUUAGUGGAAUGUUGAUGGUGAAAGGGACAACGUACGAGAACAAGAACCAAGUGAAGAAAGACAAAGAAGGUAAUGAAGAAGAGCUUUAUGGCACGAUUCUGUCCGAAAAUGUAAUUGGAGUUAUUCACGACCACUACGUCACUUUUUACCUUGACCUCGAUGUCGAUGGCCCGGACAAUUCCUUUGUUAAAGUGAACCUCAAGAGGCAAGAGACGGCGCCAGGUGAGUCACCUAGGAAAAGUUACAUGAAAGCAGUUAGGAACAUUGUGAAAACCGAAAAAGACGGUCAGAUCAAGCUUAGCUUGUACGAUCCAUCAGAAUACCACGUCAUUAAUCCUGGUAAAACAACUCGAGUUGGUAACCCGACGGGUUACAAGGUUGUCCCUAGAGCCACAGCAGCUAGUCUACUUGACCAUGAUGAUCCACCGCAGAAGAGAGGAGCUUUUACUAAUAACCAAAUUUGGGUUACUCCCUACAAUAAGUCCGAGCAAUGGGCUAGUGGUUUAUUCACUUACCAAAGCCAUGGUGAUGAUACUCUUGCGGUUUGGUCCGACAGAGAUAGAGAUAUAGAGAAUAAGGACAUUGUGGUGUGGUACACGCUUGGGUUCCAUCACAUUCCAUGUCAAGAAGAUUUUCCGAUAAUGCCCACUGUUUCUUCAAGUUUCGAUUUGAAGCCCGUAAAUUUUUUCGAGCGCAAUCCAAUCCUUAAGGCCGCUCCAAACUUUGAAUAUGACCUUCCGGUUUGCGGAGCCAAAUCUGAUUCUGCUUGA
Molecule: messenger RNA, 903 nt
Organism: Arabidopsis thaliana (thale cress)
Lineage: Eukaryota; Viridiplantae; Streptophyta; Magnoliopsida; Brassicales; Brassicaceae
Product: copper amine oxidase family protein
Exons: 4
Coding region: 1-903 (300 amino acids)
Biological process (GO): response to jasmonic acid; amine metabolic process
Molecular function (GO): oxidoreductase activity, acting on the CH-NH2 group of donors, oxygen as acceptor; copper ion binding; quinone binding
Source: RefSeq, marked reviewed